Molecule: messenger RNA, 1913 nt
Organism: Cuscuta europaea
Lineage: Eukaryota; Viridiplantae; Streptophyta; Magnoliopsida; Solanales; Convolvulaceae
Source: the annotation of a GenBank genome assembly
UUAAAUAAAAUCAAUAUGGGAGGGAAUAGGAAAAGAUUUUCCGUCUAGGCCUUCGAAAUUCUUAACACUGCCCUGCUCAGUUCCGCCGUCGAUGAAGUCAGUGAGCUUAGCGUCUUCAACAUUUCCUCCGAUUAUAUCUACUCAAGAACACGCCCUUAGGCGGCAAGCCAAUUUUUCCCAAUCUUUGCGCUUUCCGUUUCACACGUUCUCGUCGCAGCACAAGCACGUGAACGCGCCGCGGUCCAUGGCGGCGGAGAAGACAAAAGAAAAAGAAGCGAAGCUAUGGGGUGGUCGGUUCGAAGAGAGCGUGACGGAUGCUGUGGAGAAAUUCACGGAGUCAAUUUCGUUCGACAAAGCUCUAUACAAGCAGGAUAUCAUGGGCAGCCGAGCUCACGCGUCAAUGCUUGCAGCCCAGGGAUUGAUUAAUGAAAAUGACAGGGAUUCAAUUCUACAAGGUCUGGCUGAGAUAGAGAGGCAAAUUGAAGCAGGCCAGUUCAUCUGGAGGACUGACAGAGAGGAUGUGCACAUGAACAUUGAAGCCGCGCUUACUGAUUUAGUUGGUGAAUCUGCAAAGAAGCUUCAUACUGCUAGGAGUCGAAAUGAUCAAGUUCUAACUGACUUUCGUUUAUGGUGCCGGGAUGCUAUUGACAGAACCAUUUUGAGUGUCAAAGGUCUUCAGGUUGCUCUGAUUAAACUCGCCAUAAUAAACAAGGGUUUGAUUGUUCCUGGAUAUACCCAUUUGCAAAGAGCACAACCAGUUCUGCUGCAACAUCUUCUCUUAUCAUAUGUUGAGCAGCUUGAACGUGAUGCUGGCCGUUUAGCAGAUUGUAGAGGAAGGCUGAACUAUUGUCCUCUAGGAGCGUGUGCCUUAGCUGGUACUGGUCUUCCCAUAGACCGCUUCAUGACCUCUGAUGCAUUAGGGUUCACUGCGCCCAUGAGGAACAGUAUUGAUGCGGUAUCAGAUCGUGAUUUCGUAAUUGAGCUUUUGUCUGCAAAUUCCAUUACUGCCAUCCAUCUCUCUCGUCUUGGUGAAGAAUGGGUAUUAUGGGCUUCAGAGGAAUUUGGCUUUAUCACACCAAGUGACUCAGUUUCUACCGGAAGCAGUAUAAUGCCUCAAAAGAAGAACCCAGAUCCUAUGGAACUUGUUCGUGGCAAGUCUGCCAGAGUUGUAGGUGACCUUGUCACACUUCUUGUUCUAUGCAAGGGGCUCCCACAGUCCUAUAACCGCGAUUUACAGGAGGACAAGGAACCUGUGUUUGAUAGUGUGAAGACCGUACUCGGAAUGCUUGAAGUGUCAGCAGAGUUUGCACAGAACAUUACUUUCAAUCGUGAACGAAUACAAAAGGCUUUACCAGCUGGUCAUCUUGAUGCCACUACUCUAGCAGAUUAUCUCGUGAAAAAGGGGAUUCCUUUCAGGACAUCACAUGACAUAGUCGGGAGGGCUGUUGCCUUGUGCGUUUCUAGAAACUCACAGCUUCAAGAUCUUAGCCUUGAUGAGCUGAACAGCAUUAGCCCAGUGUUUGACAAGGACGUAUAUGAGUUUCUUGGAGCUGAGAAUGCGAUAAAGAAGUUCAGCUCUUACGGCUCGACCGGUUCCGAAUGUGUCUCUAGUCAACUUGAUUACUGGAUGGCCAAACUUGAACUUCAAUAAGCGGCUGAUGUGUAAAGAAUGCUCAGUGAGGAUUACACCUCAGAGUGAAAGAACUACGUUCUAUCUCUAAACCUUGCUAGCAUCCCAGGAUGGAUUACUUUUAUAACCUUUUCUUUUGUGUAUUCUGAAAAAUUACACCACCAAUAAUGUCAUGUGCAGGCUGUAAUUUAAGUUUGUAACUCGAUGUGAUUUGCUGAGAAUGUCUUCUUGCUAUUUGUUGAGUCUCGAACCCGACUGUUAAAGAACAUAUUAUUGCUGCAAG